AUGGCAAGGAGACGCAAACCAGUAACGCCGGCGACUGAGGGCACAACUCCGGUGAACUCAACAAUGCAAAAUUUCACUCCAUUAACGUUUGGAAGCUUUCUACCACCUAAAUUCCACCAAAUUCUAGAAGAAAAGGAGCUAAGUGAGGACGAAGAAGGAAAUAGUAUGCAAUGGAACAGUAAAAUUGCUGUGACUGCAAAGGAAGCUCAGAAAUCUAAGGAACAACUGCCAACCAGUCCAAAACGACUUCAAUUCUCUGAGGCGGGAUCUUCACAGCCAUCCCCAGAUCUAGAUCUAACAGAUAAGACAGAGAUGGCAAAGGAGCUGAGGAAGCAAAAUCGGAACUCUCAGAUGGGAAUGAAGCUGGAGUACAUUCAGCCAAGCCAUAGAGAUGGUAAGAUUGUCAUUCAAAUUGAGGAAAACGAUGUAAAUGAGCUACAGGAACAUUGGGCAACUGCUUUAAUUGGAUAUGUACUUGGGGACACUCCAUAUGAGAAAUCUAUGGAGAGUUAUAUUGAAUCAGUCUGGGAUUUUGUUACUAAACCUCAGAUCUUGUAUCAUCAAGAUGGAUAUUAUGUGUUUCGAUUCACAACGAUGGAGAACUGGGAGAGAGAUUUUCACUUUGAUCCCAAAUGCAUUACUACUAUCCCCUUGUGGAUUCACUUACCUAGUUUAUCAGCUGGAUACUGGACUGCUGAUGCACUAAGCAAGGUGGCAAGUGCAGUUGGAUUACCAUUGUAUACAGAUAAGUUCACAGCUGAAUUGAACAAAAUCUCCUAUGCUCGGAAAUUUGAUAUUACAAAGCCAUUAGUGGAGAAGAUUGAGAUAGUUACCCCCACUGAAACCAGACAACAGGAGAUAGUGUAUGAAUGGAGGCCAAAGUUCUGCAAUGAUUGCUUACACUUUGGUCAUGAUAGUUUUGAAUGCUGGAACUCAACUAAACAGAAGGAGGAUGCAGAAUUCAAGGUUCCAAAAAGAAGAAAUAGGGGCAGGGGAAGGAAAGUCAUUCAGGAAUGGAAGCCUAAACCACAGCAGGGACAGGAGGAGGGACAAGGAGAGGAAAAUAAAACAUAUCCUCCAGCUACCAAAGAUAGGUAG
Nicotiana attenuata is the source of this 1098-nucleotide messenger RNA. RefSeq lists its product as uncharacterized. The record is from RefSeq and is a predicted model, not a curated record. The transcript is spliced from 2 exons. The coding region runs from base 1 to 1098 and encodes 365 amino acids. NCBI's taxonomy places the organism in Eukaryota, Viridiplantae, Streptophyta, Magnoliopsida, Solanales, Solanaceae.